Trypanosoma rangeli is the source of this 1434-nucleotide messenger RNA. Its product is annotated as Pre-mRNA-processing factor 17. The transcript has a single exon. Gene Ontology annotation, biological process: mRNA splicing, via spliceosome. Gene Ontology annotation, molecular function: mRNA binding; protein binding. Bases 1 to 1434 code for a protein of 477 amino acids. The record is from RefSeq and is a predicted model, not a curated record. Gene Ontology annotation, cellular component: catalytic step 2 spliceosome. NCBI's taxonomy places the organism in Eukaryota, Euglenozoa, Kinetoplastea, Trypanosomatida, Trypanosomatidae.
AUGCAUGCAUGCAAACAGGUCAUGUACUACGACCCCGCCCCACGCGUCAGGGCCGAUGUUCUGCAGCGUGUGGCUCGUCAGUUAGGAGACGUGGCACCUGGCAACACGCCACCGCCUCCGCCAGAAGAUAAUGAUGAUCUCCUGCUGCACCUGGCGGCCACACCAGAGGACGUCAUGCGUACGUACCCGCCACCUCCAGCAGACCUGACAGCAGACGAUGGAGCUGCAGUGCCGCCGGAAAAGCAGCAGCAACAACAAGAAGAGGAAAGGUGGGGGGGGAAAGCGGCGCAAAAGCGACCCCGCAGUCUUCCUCCCGACUCGCGCCAAGCCGCCGCUGUGGGAAACCAGAAGGAGGAAAAAAAUGAGACAGCAUCCCCGUCCUCCUCCCUUACCCCGCAUGUGCAGUUUGAUUCCUUAUUUGUGCGCACUGACUACUUGGGGCGAUCGUUCCUGCAACCCCCGCCCUCGCUGCUCACCGCAUUGGAGUCCCGUGAACAUGAGUGUCGGCCGCCGCGACAGAUGAAGGGUGGCUGGAGCAAGCACGCUGCCGGUAUUCAGCAGCUGCAGUGGGUUCCUCCUGUGGGGCAUUUGUUAUUUGCAGCAGACCUAAAGGGGGAGGUAAGGCUGUACGAGGCGAUGGCGUCGCGGAAGUGUAUCGCGACGUUCGUGGCCCACACCCAGCCGGUGAAGUCGUUGGAGGUAACGCCGGACGCCGCCACCAUGUCCACCGGCUCUGUUGAUGGGACUGUGGCGCUGUGGGAUGUGGAACAGGGGGUCUGCCGCAACGUCCUGACCAACACAGAGGGACUUCCAUGUGUGCAGCACCUGCACCACCCGUUUGACACCGCCUCCCUCAUCCUCGCCGCCCUCGAUCGCAAAAUAGUGUUGUAUGACGUGCGGGCAAGCUCGCAGAAGUACCAGCGGGAGUACACGGGGCACAUGGGCACCAUCUUUAACCUCACCUUGUUGAGCGGGGGGAAGAAGCUGCUGACGACGGCGGAGGACAAGACGCUUCGCACGUGGGAUUUUCGCGUCCCGGUGCAAAUUAAACAAAUUGCGGAUGUCUCCAUGCAUGCCAUCACGCACGUCGCACAUCACCCGACGGAGGACAUGCUGGUGGCCCAGUCGCUGAACAACCAAGCACUCGUCUUCGCUGACAGUGGCGGAGGGCAGGUGAAGCUGCUGCGGCACCGUGUGUUCAGCGGUCACACCAUCUCUGGAACGCGCUGUCAACUUGCAUUUAGCCCGGACGGUCGUUUUCUCUCGAGUGGCGACAUCCACGGCAAACUCUUUAUAUGGUCGUGGCUCACAUCCGAGCUGGUGCGCUCCUUCCCCGCACACACGCAGACGCUGGCCUCUCACGUAUGGCACCCAAUGGAGCCGUCGCGUGUUGUCACCUCGGCGUGGGAUGGAACGAUAAAGAAUUGGGGUUGA